Molecule: messenger RNA, 729 nt
Organism: Papilio xuthus (Asian swallowtail)
Lineage: Eukaryota; Metazoa; Arthropoda; Insecta; Lepidoptera; Papilionidae
Gene: AST-C
Product: allatostatin C
Exons: 4
Coding region: 125-508 (127 amino acids)
Source: RefSeq, a predicted model, not a curated record
AUCAAGGGGUAACACGGAAGUAAGAGCUCGACUAGAACCGUUACAGUGAUUUCGCUAAGUUACUUUCAAAUACUAUACUUGAUAGACGAAGUGUUUUGUUACGGGCGGAUCUAAAACAUCAACCAUGAACUCAAGUGCCAAUUACAACAUCUUAUUCAUUCUCCUCGUCAGCUCUGCGUUCUUCUUUGCGACUACGCGCGCCGCGCCUCUGGAAUCAGAGGAGGAGCAGUCUGAGAACGCUCUAGUGAGUCGGCCGGAGGCGGUUGACAUGACCGACAUGUCCGCGCCCUGGGACCCCAUCACUGCGGCUGCACUUCGCAAACUGCUGGUGCAACUCGACGCUGAGGAAAGAUUGACCCGGGUGGGACGUUCCUGGCCCCAGAAUGAGAGCCGAGGCUGGGGUCUGCGCGCUAUGGACGGGCGGCUGGCGAAGCAAUGGCGCGCCGACAAGAGGCAGGUCCGCUUCCGCCAGUGCUACUUCAAUCCAAUCUCCUGCUUCCGCAAGUAAACAUCGCAAUCAACCCUUCGCCCGCCACCGAUUGACUAACGCUAUCGCAUUGUUGUAAUUAAGAUAAAAAUAUAGAAAUUGUUUAUGGAAUCGGAAUAUUUCCCUCAAAAUCACCUUCCCGAAUUUGGACUUUAUUUAUCUAUCAAUUAAGUUAAUACUUUAAAACCGUUAUUAUUUCUUAAUAAUUUAUUAUAUUUGUGAAAAAUUAUUUUAAAAACCUU